Molecule: messenger RNA, 2054 nt
Organism: Chinchilla lanigera (long-tailed chinchilla)
Lineage: Eukaryota; Metazoa; Chordata; Mammalia; Rodentia; Chinchillidae
Gene: Ddit4l
Product: DNA-damage-inducible transcript 4-like
Exons: 4
Coding region: 1-1146 (381 amino acids)
Biological process (GO): negative regulation of signal transduction
Cellular component (GO): cytoplasm
Source: RefSeq, a predicted model, not a curated record
AUGAAGCGCUUCAUGGCCCUGGCUGUUCAGUGGGCCUCAGGGUGCGGGUGGGGGACGUCCUUGCCUCCUGCACAAGAACUGCAUGGACGCCGCCUUUCCCGGCCUUGGGGUGCAGCUCCUCGGCUCAAGAGUUCCAGCUGCAACGCCCCUGCCCCGUGUGUAUUGACGUCGCCUUUCUCGUUGCGCUCCCAGCCUAGGCAGUGGACCCUGCCCUUCAGUCUCCGAGGACCCCAGCCGGCCCGCGACCCCCUCCGCCAGCUGGCCGGUUGCUCCUAUUUCGCACUGCGCCGCAGUUUGGCAGUCGCCCGGGAAGGGUGGGGACUCUGCCCGCCUGAUCCGCCCUCAGCGUCCUGGCCCCGCUUGGCCCCUCCCCGCGGACGCGGGUCCCCUCUCCCUUCCGCCCCACCCUGCUCAUCCCCCGCGUCUAUAAGAGCCACCGGGGAGAGCACAAGCCAAGCAGUGGCGUCGGCCCGGGCAAAGCGACAGACCGGAGGGUCUCAGAGCGGACACUUGGGCCCCUGCCAGACUUCACAGGUCCCUCGCCUCGACCCUGCACGAGUCACCGCCGGUCCUCAAGCCCCGCAGCUCCUCCGGGCCCCCUCCUCCUCCUGCAGCGCAGACGCGAGGGACACGGUGGCCUCGGGCAGCGCGCAGAGCGACUUUGACUACUGGGACUAUGCUGCCCCUGAACCCAACCUGCAGCAGGCGGUGCUUGAGGAGCCUGCUUGCCAGAGCCUGGCUGCAAUGCUGGAGCAAUACCUGUCCAGGUCCAAGCAGACCAAACUGGGCUGCUCCACAGUCCUGGUGCCUGAGCGGCUGACCCGACGCAUCGCCCAGGAUGUCCUGCGGCUGUCGUCCACAGAGCCCUGCGGCCUUCGGAGCUGCGUGAUACAGGUGCAGCUGGAGGCGGGCAACGUGUGCAAGAGGCUGGGCUGGAUCGUGUGUGACACUAGGAUGGCACCCACAUUCGAGCUGACACUGGUGUUCAAGCAGGACCCCAGCUCCUGGGGUAGCUUGAGGGACGUCUUCAGCAGAAGCUGCCUCUCCUCCAGCCUGGGGCGCACGCUGAUCCUCAGCCCAGGCUUCCGACUUGUAAAGAAAAAACUGUACUGUCUGCUGGGACCCACAGUCGCUGAAGAGUGCUAGGAAGAACACGUGUUCUGGGAGUUCUUUGGGGAUCGGGUGAUAAAACUCUGCAGCUGCUCAGGCACAGGCAUCUGCCAUGUGCUCUGCUGCCCUCAGCGAAAUUCAGUUAGGCCAUUUCUUUCCACUUGUCAUUAGAGACAGGGGUGCUCAGCUUUAGGGGUGAUUCUAUGGCUUUUAAAAAAUAACCCAAGAAAGUACAUUUUACACGUAUAUCAUGUUUUUAUGGGCUUUUUACCUACUUAGAUUUUGUUUGACUCCACAACCUUCUGUAGGCAUUCUUGGGAACCAGGUGUUCCCAGCAUGACUUUCACAGUGCUUUUCCUCCAAGUGCCCCCAAACUGUAGCCAGUGAUGCUCAGUUCCCGGGAAAUCCAGAAGCUCAGCUCAGCUUCUGCUCACAGGAAAAGUUCUGAGGACUCCCCUGGGUGACAGUGAGUGAGACACGUCACAGUGGCCCACAGUGGCCCACACUGGUGCCGUGCCCCCAUCCGAGUGACUCCGAAGACUCAUUUGUACGGAGCUCAGCCCUCCUCCUCCAGUACUGCACAUGCUCUGCACUAGAUACUUGGCAGGGUCACCCUUUCUGUGUCACACUUAGUUGGUGCCAUCCAGGGAGCAGUGACUACGGGGCCAGGAAGAUGGGAAGGAGUUGGCAGCGCAGUCCCGUUCAGUCCUGCCGGGCAGCGGGGUCUGGAACCUGAGUGAGGUGGGGAGGGCAGGGUUCUCCCAGCCUAGUCCAAGAGAGAAGCGCAGCAUUGUGCACUCCACAGUUAGUGAUCGGAUGUUGCAGUCCACAGGGCAGAGGUGCGGCUCACACUUCCUGAUGGAGACCGCAGCUCACGUCCCAGAGCCCAACACCACCAGCUCCCUCCCACCAUGAAGUAAUAAAAGCCUUAGUUUUUCCUCUUA